Sorex araneus (European shrew) is the source of this 3666-nucleotide messenger RNA. RefSeq names its product transmembrane anterior posterior transformation 1 (gene TAPT1). The record is from RefSeq and is a predicted model, not a curated record. Gene Ontology annotation, cellular component: endoplasmic reticulum membrane; ciliary basal body. Gene Ontology annotation, biological process: positive regulation of cilium assembly; maintenance of protein localization in endoplasmic reticulum. The transcript has 14 exons. NCBI's taxonomy places the organism in Eukaryota, Metazoa, Chordata, Mammalia, Eulipotyphla, Soricidae. The coding region runs from base 104 to 1789 and encodes 561 amino acids.
CGAGGGGCGGGGCGAGGCGGGGAGGGGGCCGGCCGGAGGCGGAGGCCGCGCCGGAGGCUGGCGGGAGGCGGCGGCGGCGGCGGCAGUUUGUUGUGCUCGGAACAUGGCGGGCGUGGGCGACGCGGCCGCCCCGGGAGAAGGCGGCGGCGCGGACGGCCCCGAGCGCGACGGGCGCGGCGAGGGCGAGCAGCCGGGCGGCGGCGGCCGCGGGCCCGCCAAGGCGCCGCCGCAGCACACCGAGACGCUGGGCUUCUACGAGAGCGACCGGCGGCGGGAGCGGCGCGGCGGCCGCGCAGGGCUUUCGCUAUUGAGAUUCCUCAGUGCUGAGCUAACAAGAGGAUACUUCCUGGAACAUAAUGAGGCCAAAUAUGCAGAAAGAAGAGAGAGAGUGUACACCUGCAUGCGAAUACCAAGAGAACUGGAGAAGCUCAUGUUCUUCGGGUUCUUUCUGUGCCUGGACGCGUUCCUGUACGUGCUCACCUUGCUUCCUCUGAGAGUCUUCCUGGCCCUGUUUCGCCUCUUCACUCUCCCUUGCUACAGCUUAAGGGACAGACGCCUGCUCCAGCCCGCCCAGGUGUGUGACAUUCUGAAGGGAGUCCUCCUGGCCAUCUGCUACUUCAUGAUGCACUACGUCGACUACUCCAUGAUGUACCACCUGAUUCGGGGGCAGUCGGUCAUCAAGCUCUACAUCAUCUACAACAUGCUCGAGGUAGCAGACCGUCUGUUUUCAUCAUUUGGACAAGAUAUAUUAGAUGCUCUAUAUUGGACAGCCACGGAGCCUAAAGAAAGGAAAAGGGCCCACAUUGGGGUGAUUCCUCACUUUCUCAUGGCCGUUCUCUAUGUCUUUCUGCAUGCGAUUCUUAUACUGGUUCAGGCAACGACUCUCAACGUAGCUUUUAACUCACACAACAAGUCACUGCUCACCAUCAUGAUGUCUAACAAUUUUGUUGAAAUUAAAGGAAGCGUUUUCAAGAAAUUUGAAAAGAACAAUCUUUUUCAAAUGUCAAAUAGCGAUAUUAAGGAACGAUUCACGAAUUAUGUGCUCUUGCUAAUAGUGUGUUUAAGAAACAUGGAACAAUUUUCUUGGAAUCCAGAUCACUUCUGGGUGUUGUUUCCAGAUGUCUGUAUGGUGAUCGCAUCGGAGAUUGCUGUGGAUAUUGUGAAACAUGCCUUUAUCACCAAAUUCAAUGACAUUACUGCAGAUGUCUAUAGCGAAUACAGAGCCAGCCUUGCUUUUGACCUUGUUAGCAGCCGACAGAAGAAUGCGUACACCGACUACAGUGACUCCGUGGCCCGCAGGAUGGGCUUCAUCCCGCUCCCGCUGGCCGUCUUGCUCAUCAGAGUUGUAACAAGCUCCAUUAAAGUGCAAGGAAUCCUGUCUUAUGCCUGUGUCAUACUCUUCUAUUUUGGGCUGAUAUCCCUGAAAGUGCUGAACAGUAUCGUGCUCCUGGGGAAGUCGUGCCAAUACGUCAAAGAAGCCAAAAUGGAAGAGAAGUUGUUCCAUUGUCCCCCGGCCAGCACUGCAGGCAAACCGUCCACCACGCCGCAGAGCAAGUGUCAGCCUUCCCAAGAGGAAACGCUGUCCGCCUCGGUCGCCAGCCAGCCCCUCCAUCCCAAGGAGAAUGUCGUUCCCCUACUUGUGACCAGCAACUCCGACCAGUUCCUAACAACGCCGGACGGCGACGAGAAGGACAUAGGCCAGGAGAACUCGGAGCUGAAGCACAGGUCGUCCAAGAAAGACCUGCUGGAGAUAGACAGGUUCACGAUCUGUGGGAACCGCAUCGACUGAGCUGCGGCCGACACGAGCUGCGGCCGACGCUGCCGACGCUCCAGUGGCACUUAACUAUUUAUUCAAGACUUAAGUUAUUAACGGAGAGCGAAUCUACGCAUCUUCCCCCAGUCACGCGGGCCGGAGAGCGGCUGGGCCUGCGCCGGGGACGCCCUGCACCGCCGGCUUCCAGCCUGCACCGCCCCCCCGCCGGCCGCUCGAGCUUCAGAGCACUGAGCUUUGCUGCGAGGCCUCUUCAGCGUAGGGUGUACCUGGAAAACUGUGAAGCUUUGCCGCGACACACGGCGUCACCGUCCAGCCUCCUGUUCCCAUCAGCAGUUUUCAGACUUGACUUCAUCUGCCAAAGCAUUUAAAAAAAAUUAAACUUAAGAUAAAUGUUCUUACCACCAGAAUAAUCUUUGGAGACGUAUCUGAAUUAAUCAGAAUUAAAAAGAGGAAAAAAAAAACUCCCUUGAAGAAGACAUGAUGAACAGUAGCAUUUUAUAGGGGGGCUGAGGGGUGGGAGACACCCCAAGUCCCUAAAUCAGUUUGUUUAUUUAAAACAUAUUAAUGAAGGUUGCGCAUCUCUGAGAACAUGUUUCAUCGUUUCUAAGUUUACUCCAUAAAGCAAAAUGUGAGCUGUGUUUUAAUUGCAGUAGAUAAAAUAGAACUCUGACAAAAAGGCACUUUUUAUACUGAAUAAGCAGAGAGCAGUGUUAAUUUGAAUGUAUGGGUAACUGGUUUCCCUGAGAACUAAUCGCUUCGUCAGUCGUUACACUUAAAGGGUUGGGUCGUUGAAUGGGCUGAAGAAUUGUCUCUGGACAGAAUCAGAGGGAUGCGCUUUGACUGCAAGGUUCUUAAGCAGAUGCCCUAAGUGGAUUGGGCAGCCUAGCCUUGCCGGGCCGUGUGCAUCCACCCCGCCUCUCCCUGCCUCCUCAGGGGAUGUCCAGGUGUGCCCGUGCUGGGGGGUGUGUGCGUGUGUGUGUGUCUGUGUGUGAGGGGGGCAAGGAGCUGAGAGGGGCCGGGCAGGAAGGAAACAGAUCUCUGGGUGAGUGUCUGGGGAGGGGAGUGUUUGUGUGCGGGCGCUCUGGGGCCUCCUUUGAUCCUGCCUCCAUUUCUGCUCACUCUAGUUUGUGGCCCCAGCACAGGGCAAAUUAUUCACACCACCUUUUUUUUUCCCUCCAGAAACCUUCCUUUGUUUCCAUGAAAACUUUCCAGUGUCCAAAAUUCAGAGUGUCCAGAUGUUGCUGGUGACUGUUUUUCCUCUGAUGCUUUUAUGUUGACGUUCAGGCUUUUGUACUGAUGUUUCAGGCACGUGAUAAGCAGGUGGUAAAUUUUAGGUGACUUGUGUAUUUCCGGGAGGAGUGUGAAGCAAGCUCCAGCGCUUUGCUCUGGUUUCAGACACAAAAGUGAAUGUUAACGUUUCAUAUGAACUGAGGAAGCCUUGGAGAUUAAUGUCCACUCACAGAGGGUAAAAGCAGCGUGCAGAAGUGCACCUGCACCUGUACAGCUGGCAGGUAUUUUAAGUUAGAAAGAAAAAGAUUUUUAAAGUUCUUGGUGUAUAUUUCAAUGAAACCCCAUUUUAGGAUUCUUCUUCUUUUCCAUUCUCUCUUCACUACCCAAAGCGUCAUCCGUGGUGAGUGGGAGCGAUUGGAGGCAAACCCUGUCAGACGUCGCCCUAGUCAGAGCAGAAGCAGGUCGGGGCUGUCUCCAGUUCCUCUUGGAUUAUUCUGCUACCGUGCUGUCAGUUUCAGAAGAGUUUUAUUUCCUUUGCAGGAUUCGUUGGGAGUUUGGAAUGAUGUUCAUUUCUUCUGUUACAAUGGCAUUCAAGACUAAUUUUAUAAGUGCAUCUUGUGUGAAACUCAAUAAAUCCAAUUUUGUAAUCUUUUUUAAAAAGG